This is a messenger RNA of Trichechus manatus latirostris (Florida manatee), 1160 nucleotides long. It is a transcript of the gene PTOV1, whose product is annotated as PTOV1 extended AT-hook containing adaptor protein. The transcript has 10 exons. Bases 153 to 980 code for a protein of 275 amino acids. Gene Ontology annotation, cellular component: mediator complex; transcription regulator complex. The record is from RefSeq and is a predicted model, not a curated record. NCBI's taxonomy places the organism in Eukaryota, Metazoa, Chordata, Mammalia, Sirenia, Trichechidae. Gene Ontology annotation, biological process: positive regulation of transcription by RNA polymerase II.
CGAGUGUGAAGCUGAAGCGGGCGCUGCCCUGUCAGGCCUAUGUGAACCAGGGCGAGAACCUGUGAGUGCCGGGGGGCGGGCGGGGCCGGCGCGGGCGCCCCUGACCCUCUCCUUCCUGCAGGGAGACCGACCAAUGGCCCCAGAAGCUGAUCAUGCAGCUGAUCCCGCAGCAGCUGCUGUCCACCCUGGGCCCCUUGUUCCGCAACUCCCAGCUGGCGCAGUUCCGCUUCACCAACCAAGACUGUGACUCCCUCAAGGGCCUCUGCCGUCUCAUGGGCAACGGCUUCGCGGGCUGCAUGCUGUUCCCCCACAUCUCCCCCUGCGAGGUGCGUGUGCUGAUGCUCGUGUACUCGUCUAAGAAGAAGAUCUUCAUGGGCCUCAUCCCCUACGACCAGAGCGGCUUCGUCAGCGCCAUCCGGCAGGUCAUCACUACCCGCAAGCAGGCAAUGGGCUUGGGUGGUGUCAAUUCAGGCCCUGUCCAGAUUGUCAACAACAAGUUCCUGGCGUGGAGUGGUGUCAUGGAGUGGCAGGAGCCUAGACCUGAUCCCAACAGUUGCUCCAAGAGGUGGCUGCCGUCCCACAUCUACGUGAACCAGGGCGAGAUCCUGAGGACUGAGCAGUGGCCGAGGAAGUUGUCCAUGCAGCUCAUCCCGCAGCAGCUGCUGACCACCCUGGUGCCACUGUUCCGGAACUCCCGCCUGGUGCAGUUCCACUUCACCAAGGACCUGGAGACGCUGAAGAGCCUGUGCCGGAUCAUGGACAAUGGCUUUGCGGGUUGCGUGCACUUCUCCUCCAAGGCCUCGUGCGAGGUUCGUGUGCUGAUGCUCCUGUACUCCUCGGAGAAGAAGAUCUUCAUUGGCCUCAUCCCCCACGACCAGAGCAACUUCGUCAAUGGCAUCCGCCGUGUCAUUGCCAACCAGCAGCAGGUCCUGCAGCGGAACCUGGAGCAGGAGCAGCAGCAGCGAGGGAUGGGGGGAUAGUGGCCCACCCGGGCCGGGCCUCCAGGAGCUGCGGACGAGGCCUCUGCAGACUGGUCAGAUGCUUCCGAACGGGGCCCUCAGGGAGUGCAGUUGCCCAUCGAGAUGGAGGACGGCAUCCUGAGGCACCUCCAAGGACGGUUCCACCCCUGUACGUUUCCCCAGUAAAGCCUUUUAAAAACC